AUGGCCGGUUUCGCGAACCUGUUCUACAACACCGUCGUCAAGCGCAACAGCGUGUACGUGACCUCCAUUUUCGCCGGCGCAUUCGCCUUCGGCGUUGGCUUCGACAUAGGUAUCACGUCGUUCUACGACUCGUGGAACAAGGGGAAGCAGUGGAAGGACAUUCGUGACAAAUACGUCCAGGACUCAUAG
Molecule: messenger RNA, 189 nt
Organism: Postia placenta MAD-698-R-SB12
Lineage: Eukaryota; Fungi; Basidiomycota; Agaricomycetes; Polyporales; Adustoporiaceae
Exons: 4
Coding region: 1-189 (62 amino acids)
Biological process (GO): mitochondrial electron transport, ubiquinol to cytochrome c
Source: RefSeq, a predicted model, not a curated record